This is a messenger RNA of Cylindrotheca closterium, 1830 nucleotides long. NCBI's taxonomy places the organism in Eukaryota, Bacillariophyta, Bacillariophyceae, Bacillariales, Bacillariaceae. The record is from the annotation of a GenBank genome assembly.
AUGUCGGGUUCACCUCGUAGAUCAAAACAGCACAAGCCUUGCAAAUCGAUUGCCGUAUUGGGAACCAUGUCGGAUGCUGGCAAAAGCAUCAUUACAGCUGGGAUUUGCCGUGUCUUUUCCAAUCAUGGUGUCCGUGUGGCACCAUUCAAGGGCCAAAACAUGUCGAAUAAUGCUGCUCCAGCUCUCAUUCCGGAAAGAGAUCGACGCGAACCACUCUACAAGGCUUUUGAACAAGUCAUAAGCAAAAAGAAGGCUGGAAGCAAGAGCAAGAAAGGUGAAGGUUCUUCCUCCUCUUCUUUGAAUGCUUCCAAGAGUGAAGAACAAGGAUAUGGUGAAAUCGGUACAGCACAGGCAUUGCAAGCGGAAGCUUGCCGAUUGGUUCCUCGCGUCGAAAUGAACCCCCUCUUGCUCAAAUCCGGAGGCAAAAAUGAAAAGGGAGAAUACAUGUGCAGUGUGGUCGUCUUGGGCAAACAAAUUGUCCGAGAGACUUAUGGCGACCUGGGCAAGAGAACGGGACCAAUGAAAGAAAUGAUUCUCCAAUCGCAUCGAGCUUUGGCGCAAGCCACGGAUGCCAGUGUGAUUGUCCUAGAGGGAGCAGGGAGCUGUACUGAAUUAAACUUGGCGUCACGAGAUGUGGUAAACCUUUCGUUGGUGAGAGCUUUAAAGUGUCGCUGGAUACUAGUAGCCAACAUUGAUUGUGGGGGAGUGUUUGCGCAGAUCGUAGGUACUAAAGCGUGUUUGUCCAAAGAAGAUUGGGAUGCCUGUGCUGGUGUUAUCGUGAACAAGCUCCGAGGAGAAGCCAAGUAUUUUGAACCCGGUCCAUCCAUAUUGGAGAAAAUGGUAAGCAAACCGAUUUUUGUUGUCCCUUAUCUUUACAACCUGAAUCUUCCGGAAGAAGAUGGUUUAGGUAUUGAACGACGGCUGGCCUGGGAAACCAGCGGUACCGUACCCAACCCAACAGGACCAGACGCCAACAAAGACUACAAGAAACCAACCGUAGUUGUUGUCGCCUACCCACACAUUGCCAUUGCUGACGACUUGUGCCCGCUCGAAAACGAUCCCCGAUUUGAAGUUCAAUGGCGGCGUCGUCGUAUUCCGGCUCGUCCCUAUCCAGACGUGACAGCCAUCAUCUUGCCCGGAUCCCGAUUGACACAACUCGAUUUGAAAUGGUUGCAUGAUUCGGGCUGGGCCAAAUUCAUUCAAAAGCAUGCAGCGGCAGGUGGAGUCGUCUUGGGUAUUUGUGGAGGAUAUCAAAUGCUGGGAUGGAGUGUCGAUGAUCCCCACAAUGUAGAAAGCAGUCAUAGCAGUGACAACAAGGAUGUUGCGAAGAACACGUCACGCCCAGGAGUAGGACUCUUGCCGAUCGAGACAACCUUGAAGCCUGCUGAAUGUAAAAUUGUCCGGCCGUUAAAGGGGAAGCUUCUCCCGUCCAACUUGCCGGUCAAUGGCUUUGAAUUGCACUGUGGUAUCAGCAAAAUCGUCCUAGGCAGUAUUCCCACCAAACCCAAAGAUACAGCUCCUCUGAUGGAAUUUGAAAAUGGCCGACCUGAAGGCAUGGUUCACGGCUUGAACCAAAAUGUCAAGGGGACCUACAUGCAUGGCAUUUUACGACAAGCCAAGGCCAGAGAAGAGUUGCUGGUCCCGCGAAAAGAAGACUAUCAGAACUUGUUUGGUAUCAACGAAAGCUCAACAGAAAGUAUAAAGGUUGAGGAUCCACUAGAUAGGCUGGCAAAACAUUUGGAAAGUUGUGGUUUGACUUAUGACACAUUACAAAGCAUGCUUCAACCGCAAGAGGAAAAAUCUAGAAAAUCUACACCAGUUGAAGUAUAG